Messenger RNA from Metarhizium album ARSEF 1941, 1008 nucleotides. RefSeq lists its product as uncharacterized. Gene Ontology annotation, molecular function: structural constituent of nuclear pore. Gene Ontology annotation, biological process: protein localization to nuclear inner membrane; nuclear pore organization; NLS-bearing protein import into nucleus. Bases 1 to 1008 code for a protein of 335 amino acids. The record is from RefSeq and is a predicted model, not a curated record. Lineage: Eukaryota; Fungi; Ascomycota; Sordariomycetes; Hypocreales; Clavicipitaceae. The transcript has 3 exons. Gene Ontology annotation, cellular component: nuclear pore; nuclear pore central transport channel.
AUGUCGCUGUUCGGCCAAUCGAAGCCGCUGGGCUUCGGCGGCCUUUUUGGUCAAUCGCCAACCACACAACAGACACAACCUGCGCAGCAGACAGGCAGUGUCUUCGGCCAGACCAUGGGCAGCCAGCAGCCCGGCGCGCUGGGCAACUCGAUGACGGCACAGCAGCAGCAAGUUCAGCAAAUGCCGGCCCUGGCGCAGUCGCAAGACCAGCUUUCAAGCUCACUGUGGCAGCCUGGCAAAGAAACGCCUCACCAAAAACCAAUCCUCGAUCAAAUCAAACUCGUCACCGAGAAAUGGGACCCCGCAAGCCCGAGCUGUGUCUUCAAGCACUACUUUUACAAUAAAGUCGACGAAGCCCAUAUCCCCUUCUACAAGCCCCAACCCCACGAAGACCCUCGCGAGUGGGAAGAGGCACUCCAGAACAAACCCGCCCCGGGGUUCAUGCCCGUCCUCUGCUGUGGGUAUGGCGGCGUUGCGGACCGUCUCAAGACACAAAAGCGCGCCAUUUCUGAAUUCAAUACGCGUCUGCACCAGAUCAAUGGCAGUCUGGAUGCCAUCUUGCAGCGUCAUGAGUUGGAGACGGAAGUGCGGGCCUUGGCGGCGCGGAGACGGCAGACUGCCAUCAGCGAGAGAUGUUUGGCCCUAGCCGCAAAGGUACAGGUCUUGAGGAACCGCGGAUACGCAUUGAGUGGUGAUGAGGAUGACUUGAAGAACAGGCUGCAGACGUUGGAACGUGAGGUGCAGGAUCCUGCGUUGGGAGCCAGAGAGGAGGAGCUGUGGAGCCGGCUGAUUGUGUUGAGAGCGUAUUCAGAUCGCUUGAACAAGGAACUGGAUAAACCUGCUGGCCCGGACGGCGAGGGUCUGGACCCGGAGACCGAGGCAAAGGCAAAGAGGGUUCUGGAAGACUACGAGAAGCAGCUGCAGCACCUGAAGAAAGAAGUGGAAGCGUUGGCUGUCGAUUUCGAGGAGUGGGAGAAGAGCCGCAAUGCCAGCUUGAAAAUAAGAUGA